AUGGCUGGUGAGGGAGAGAUGAGUACAUUGAGUGAGUUGAUACUGCAAGGGGCGGCGCUGGCAGCAGUGAAAGAGGAGGUGAAUGAGUUGUGGCUCACGUUGACUGCAGUGCGUGGGGAGCUGACAGCGGUUAAGGGGAAGUUGGAAGCAGCUGAAUGCGAGCUGGCAGUGGUUAAGGGGGAGCUGGCAGAGAAGUUGGCUGAGGGUAGUAAGGCACUGGAUGCACAAGGGCUGAGAGGGGAGAGUCGGAAGAGGAAGCAAGAAACCACAGCGGAUUCUGCACCGGAGGAGGAGAGGGCGAGGGAGGUGCAGGAGUUGAACGAGCCGCGUAACAUGGAGGCAUCUGCGGCCUGUGAGGAAGGGCAGAUGACACAAGAUUUGAAGCUGGAUGUUGCGCUGCAAAUCAGGCAGAGUAAAGGCCAUCGGAAGUUAGCAUGGCAGCAUCACAACGGCCCACUUUAA
Closterium sp. Naga37s-1 is the source of this 462-nucleotide messenger RNA. The record is from the annotation of a GenBank genome assembly. NCBI's taxonomy places the organism in Eukaryota, Viridiplantae, Streptophyta, Zygnematophyceae, Desmidiales, Closteriaceae.